Arachis duranensis is the source of this 1597-nucleotide messenger RNA. RefSeq lists its product as uncharacterized. The coding region runs from base 79 to 1338 and encodes 419 amino acids. The transcript is spliced from 4 exons. NCBI's taxonomy places the organism in Eukaryota, Viridiplantae, Streptophyta, Magnoliopsida, Fabales, Fabaceae. The record is from RefSeq and is a predicted model, not a curated record.
AAAAUUUCUUUACGUUUUCUUGAGCUACGUUUUGGAAGAAUUACUGAUAGAAUCAAACAUUUUCUGUUUUAUCGAGACAUGAGGUCGAGGAAAUUGCACCAAAGAAACGAGGUGCUUGGAGGUUUUCCUGAGUUUGGUGCAAUAUUCAUGUCUAAUAGAAGUACUUUGCAAGAAUGUUUUGAGAAGAGAUUGUUUGGGCUACCUGUUGGUUACUCUGAUUUUGUUCGAAACAUAAAGGAAGGAAUGACGCUGUUCCUUUUUGAAUUUGAAGAAAGAAAGCUUUAUGGGAUUUUUGAAGCAACAUCAGAUGGUGGCCUGAACAUUGUUCCCCAGGCAUAUGUUUCAACAGGAAGGUCAUUUCCUGCGCAGGUCAAAUUCAAAAUAAUAUGGCACUGUGAUCCUUUAUCUGAAGAUGAGUUUUAUGGUGCCAUUCGAGAUAACUACUUUGGUUCCUACAAAUUCAACUUUGGUCUCACUAAGGAGCAGAUUGAGAGCCUUCUGCAGUUGUUCAGUUCAAGAAAGAUUGAAGUCCCAAGAACUCCAUGUCACAGAAAAAGGAAGAAUAAAAAACAGGGUUACAAGUCUAUAAAAGAUGUGGGGAAGAAAGGGAGGUUUGCGGAGGUUGAAAUCUUCAGAAGGAAGCCUGACAAAAUUCAUGGCAGUUCAGAUAUUUCAGAGCUAGACGUGGAAACAUUUUUGGCAUCUAUUGCUUGUGGAAAAUCUGAAGUCACCCAUUCUGAUGAUGCUUAUGAUCCUGAAAAUCCUGGUUUCCAUCAUUCAGUUGUCCCUAAGGAUCUCAAUGCUGCUUUUGGAGAAUCACAUGAGCUGGUUGCCUUGCAAUCAAAGAAAGAAAACUUCAAUUUUUCUGCAGAAGACACCUUGGAAUAUAUACCCUUGUGUUUACCAGAUUCUGCUGAUGAAGAGGGUUUUGAUGUUGGUGAAUGUACAGGAGAAGAGCUAGGUAAAUUUGUUGACAACAAAUUGUCUAUUAUUCCUGUCCCUCAGUUACCACUUGUGUCUAAUCUGAGUGAUGAAGGAUGUAACCAAAAGAAAAUGGAGGAUUCAGUCACUUCUUCAAAUGGAAGUCCAUGCUCUGGAUUAGAUAACUCGUCCUUGGCUGCUAUUUCCUUCUCAGAUGCAAUUGGCUUUCAGUCCAAACCUGGAAGUAAUUGUUGUGAACUACAGCCAGCCAAGUGUUUGUAUUCUGACAACCUGAAAAAGAGAGCCAGUGUGUUUUCCCGGUUAACUUUUCCUUCUAAGGACUCCAUUUCAAAGAAUCAAAACGAUCUUAGAAUGAAGUUAGUGGAUCAUAAGUUGAGAGUCAAGCAGCAUAGUUGAGGACAAAUUUCCCAGAAUACAAACAUUAUGAUAAAGUUGACAUACCAGGAAUGUUGGGUUCCUAUUAUAACAGGACGUUUCAAGAAAUCACUGCCAAAUGAUGGGAUUGGAUAGUACAUAGUAGUAUAUUUAGAUUGCUGUUUGGAUUUGGAAACUGCUUGGUUUUGCCAAAAAAAGCUAAAAAUAGAACCAUUGUUAAUAUACCAUGAUAGAACAGUGAUUCUUGGUCUAAUUUUAAUAGAAGUGAUUUUAGCUUGAA